Messenger RNA from Cylicocyclus nassatus, 1176 nucleotides. The record is from the annotation of a GenBank genome assembly. Lineage: Eukaryota; Metazoa; Nematoda; Chromadorea; Rhabditida; Strongylidae.
ACCUUGUCUGUAAGACCACAUAGUGCUGAGGAAAGCUCUACUGUCACAGAAAAAGAACAAACAACAUCUCGCCAGAAAAGGUCUCAGAUAGUUUCGUCGUCAGGAACGUUGAUAUUGGCGGUAAUGCUUGUGGCUUUGAUCAUUACUGGCUGUAUCGUAUGCGCAUCAUUGUGGUUGCUAUCUAGAAGAAGAAAAGCCAUCGUUCCUCCGCCAGAAAUAGAGGGACCUCCUACGCCACAAAAAAUAAAUUCCGAGAUUAUUAAUCUUGAAGAGUUUCAGGAUACUGGACCGUUGGUGAUGCAAGCGAGAUUAAAAGGCCGUCUGAGACAUGCUUUGGAUAACGAGAAAUCCCAUAGUCUCAAAGAGGUACAGUUUGAUCCCAAACAAAAUGAGAUUUGCCUGAUUGGAUCUGAUGUUGAGCAACUAGUAGGAAUGUCACAACUCUCGCUGAUGUCCGGAGAAAAAUCGGCGGAAGCUGCAAAGGCAUCGAAAAAGAAAGCUCCUGUAACUAUGGCUAGCGAAAUUAAGAAGGCGCAGGCAGCUGUCAAGGAAGCACAGCGCGUAGCUGAAAACGAGAGGAUGAUUGCCAUAUGUGCCAAACGACGUCGCGCAAAGGAAGAAGCUCAACGAGCAGCGCAGGCCAAAGCCGCUUUAGAGGCUCAGAAAAAAGCAAGAUCAGAUGAGUCUAGAUCUAGUGGGCAAAUUUCAGACAGCUCAAAAACUGUAGUGAAAAAAGGAACAACAAAACCCGCACCAUCUCCACAAAUGCGAUCAAUAAAAGAACAGUUGACCCAAACUAGCACAGUGGGCCAUAGAAGAGAGAUGGAGCAUAUCCGACCGCAACCUGCGAUUACUUCGCAUUACGCGCGUAGAAGUGAAAUAUCUCCGUCACAGUUUGCGAGGCCGACGACAAGUUAUACGACUCAACGUACAACUUAUCCAUCGAAGUCUUACUACGACGAAACAGAUGGUAUUGGUUUCAAGUAUCAAGGCAAAAAAAUGGACGUGUCUACAUCGUCUACAAGUAUAAGUACAGCUUCUGCUCCCCGAAGGCAGCCAGAAUCCGAUGAGGAGCUGAAUUUUCUUGAUGCUCUAUAGCAAAAAGACAUUGACUUUGUUCUCUUACAUGGCUUAAAUUUUUACAUGCAUAUGACUUACUUCUAAAUAACAACAGCA